AUGACAUAUUUGGGAGUGAAUUCGUCAUUGCGAACAGAUAAUAGUUUUCGUCUAAAAAAAGAUGAAGAUUAUCAUAAAGGAUUUUCACCUUUGGAACGCUUACCAAUUGAUAUGGUAUCAACUGUUACAUUAGAUUACAUGCAUGUUGUCUGUCUUGGAGUGGUAAAAAAACUUAUUAAGUUUUGGGUUAAGGGAAAGAAACCAAAUAGAAUUGUCCAAAUAAAUUUAGAUGAUAUAAAUUCUAGUAUCGAAAAUGUACGACAAUAUAUUCCUUCUGAUUUCGUUCGUUUGCCUAGACCUUUAGUUGAUUUUGAUUACUGGAAAGCAACUGAAUUCCGUACAUUUGUUCUGUACACAGGGCCAAUAGUUUUAAAAGGCAAGUUAAAAAAAUCCUUAUAUUCCCAUUUCAUGCUAUUGCACUGUGCUAUUCGACUUUUAAUAAGUCACAAUACUUGUUAUUUAUUUAAUGAUGAAGCAAAAGUAUUAUUAACUAAAUUUGUUAUUGAUUAUCCUAUUCAUUAUGGUGCUGAGUUUGUGAACUAUAAUGUUCAUAAUUUAAUUCAUUUACCUGAUUGUGUAAAAUUGCAUGGACCUCUUGAUAAAUUCAGUGCCUUCAAAUUUGAAAACUUUUUGCAAGACAUAAAAAAAAAACUAAAGAAUUCGAGGUUUCCUUUACAAGAAGCUUGUAAUCGAAUUAUUGAACAACAAAAUAUAAAUAAUUCUCAAGUUAUCAUAUCACUAGAUAGUUCUCCAAUUUUUAAAAAUGAAAUUCCAAUGCAACAAUCAGUAUUUAAUCCUUUUUUUACAUAUUAUAAGGAAGUAAAAGUAAAUAGCAGUGUAUUCAAUUGUAAUAAAGUAAAAGACAAAUAUAUUAUGUUAACUUGUAAUACAAUUUCCGAAAUAAAACAAAUUAUAAAAACUUCCGACGAACAAUUAUUGUUUAAUAUUUGUAAAUUCAAUCAUAUUUCUCCAUUGUAUUUAACCCCUGUAGACUCAAAUAAAACUACUAUGUUUUUUGUAAAUACUCUUAAUGUAUCUGAACCUGUUAAUAUUAACUUGUCUGAUAUAGCAUUCAAAUGUUUUUUUAUCAAAAUAUCAGAAUCUAAAGCUAUUGCUAUGACAUUAUUACACUCCUUUGAGUAA
Molecule: messenger RNA, 1143 nt
Organism: Macrosiphum euphorbiae (potato aphid)
Lineage: Eukaryota; Metazoa; Arthropoda; Insecta; Hemiptera; Aphididae
Source: the annotation of a GenBank genome assembly